CACCCCCAAAAAAGGAAGACAAGAAUGUGUUCCUGCGACACUGGAGGGCGCUGUUCAUUUAUGAAAACAUGGCGCCUGGCUUGAGUGAGAAAGAUUUGUACGAAGUGCUCGGGGUUUUACAAGAUGCGACAGUGCCUGAGAUCAAGAAAGCCUACAGGAAGAAAGCGCUGACGUGCCAUCCUGACAAAAAUCCAGACAACCCCAGAGCAGCAAAGGAAUGGGAAGAACUGUCAAAAGCACUUGAAAUUCUGACCGACUCAGAAGCAAGGGCUGCUUAUGACAAAGUUUUGAAAGCCAAGAAAGCCACUGAGCUGCGGAAUCGAGCCCUUGAGAGUAAGAGGAGAAAGGUCAAAGAAGAUCUUGAGGCAAGAGAAGCAGCAUUUCGAGAUGAGCAAGACAGGACUAAAGGCAAAGAUGCAGCGCAACAACUUCAAGAAGUGAUCAAGAGGCUCCAGGAAGAAGGUUCUCGUAUCUUGGCUGAGGAGCAGAGACUCUUGAAGGAGGAACUUCAGCGGGAAGACAGCCAGGCUCAUCAGGGAGAAGAUGACCCUCCCCGUCUUAAAGUUAAGUGGAAGAGCAAGAAGUCAGAUGAGACGAAUGGAGGAUACAACUAUGAUGUCUUAUACAGAACCUUCCAGAAGUACGGUUCAAUUACAAAUUUGCUGGUGUCAAGCAAGAAGAGAGGGAGUGCCGUCGUGGAGUUUGGUACAUCCAGGGCUGCAGAACUUGCAGUCAGAAAUGAGUUGGGAUUGAGUAGCAAUCCCUUGGAGCUAUCAUGGCUGUCAGGUCAGCCCCAGCCAUCCGCAGUAGCAUCAGGCUCAUCAACACAGCAGCCCACCCCCACAACAGAUGCAGACUUUGAAUCCAUGGUGCUCCAGAGGUUGAAAAAUGCCAGACAGCCAAAAAAGGCCACUCCACAACAUGCCGAGGAGGAAAGAAAUGUAGAACAAUCAACCGUUCAAGAUGGCCGCCAUACUGAUGCUUCUGCAGCUGAGGAACAGCAUUUGAGGAACACCGAAGAUGACUUACGGACGGCUGAGGAUUUACGCUCAAGUGUGGGCGGAGUUAAAAGAGUUUGUCCGGAGGAUGAUAGCGUCCCCACAGAGGGGCAAGCCGACACAGGUCGCUCAACUUUUGUGACUUCCAACACGGGCGGAGCCCAGGCUAAGGAUUACGAGAGUUUGGAAUCGAUGAGAAUGAGGCAGAAUGCGGAGAGGCAGAGGUUGAUAGAGCAGAUGGCCAAAGAAGAUGCUGAGGAGUCAUAGGCCAUUUUCCAAACUCCGGUCUCGUCUCCGUCUCUGGCUUCAUUCAUGCAGUAUGGCAAUGAGCCGGAGACGGAGCCAAAACCGAAGCCGGGGUUUGGAAAACGGCCCUAGUAUCAAGAGCUACAUGUCUUGCAUGGGUGCAUAGGAAGCAUCUCGGGCUUCACAGCGAAAAAAUACAACUGUAAACCAGGAAAGGGAUUUCCUUGAGUGACUUUGCAGGCAGCCAUAUUUGCUGUGUAUCAUUUGUGUACAUGUGGCUAAAACCAUGGCAGCAAUUAUCAGUGGCUAUUUCAGUAGGAAAUCCUCGGUAUGCGACACAAAUGUUUGAAUAUAAUUACACAAGCUAUGCUUUUUGGAGACCUCCGCCACUUAUUGUAACAUGAGAUUUUGGUAAUUCUUUUCAUCAAUUUUUAAGUGG
This is a messenger RNA of Patiria miniata (bat star), 1683 nucleotides long. RefSeq names its product dnaJ homolog subfamily C member 17-like (gene dnajc17). NCBI's taxonomy places the organism in Eukaryota, Metazoa, Echinodermata, Asteroidea, Valvatida, Asterinidae. Bases 69 to 1265 code for a protein of 398 amino acids. Gene Ontology annotation, cellular component: spliceosomal complex. Gene Ontology annotation, biological process: spliceosomal complex disassembly. The record is from RefSeq and is a predicted model, not a curated record. Gene Ontology annotation, molecular function: RNA binding. The transcript is spliced from 10 exons.